Messenger RNA from Diaporthe citri, 810 nucleotides. RefSeq lists its product as uncharacterized. Bases 1 to 810 code for a protein of 269 amino acids. The transcript is spliced from 2 exons. Lineage: Eukaryota; Fungi; Ascomycota; Sordariomycetes; Diaporthales; Diaporthaceae. Gene Ontology annotation, molecular function: oxidoreductase activity, acting on the CH-OH group of donors, NAD or NADP as acceptor. The record is from RefSeq and is a predicted model, not a curated record.
AUGUCUGCGCUGGCAUCGUGGCGUUUGCUCCGUGGGAAGACGGCCUGCAGCACCGGCGACACAACAGGCAUUGGCCGAGAAAUAGCGUUAGAAUACCUACGACAAGGCGCCAAUGUCGCCGUGAAUCACCUAGAUCUCCUCCAAGACGCAAAACACAAGCACAGCCUACUGGAAACGGCGAAGGAGAUCAGGAGCCGAGGCGCCAGCGAAGGUCUGCCGGCUGGAGAGCUCAUUGAGGUGCCUGGAGACAUCACCAAGCCGAAAACGGGUCACAAUCUGGUCGAAGAAGCCGUGAAAAACUGGGGUGGCAUUGAUAUCUUUGUUGCGAACGCUGGCAUUUUCAAAGCAAUCGACGAAGAUAUAUUUGACCAGUCUAUAAAAGUCAACGUCAACGGAACGCUCUACACAUGCCAGGCGGCAGCACGUCAGAUGAAAAAGCAAGGCCGUGGCGGAUCGAUAAUAGGCAUUUCCUCGAUCAGUGCGUUACAAGGAGGCGGCCUUCAAGUACAUUACACGCCAACCAAGGCGGCUGUACUGUCGAUGAUUCAGUCAAUGGCUAUUGCGCUUGCAAAGGACAAGAUCAGGUGCAACGCCCUGCUGCCCGGGACAAUCCACACGCAGCUGGCGGAUGAGGACAUGGCAAAUGAUGUCAAGCGCAAGUACCUAGAGCAUCGGAUUCCCAUGGGACGGGUGGGCAGACCAGAGGAUCUGGCUGGGCCGGCGGUGUUCCUGGGCUGCGAGCAACUGAGUGGAUUCAUGACUGGGUCGCAGAUAUUAGUGGAUGGUGGAAUGUUUGUCCACCUGCAGUGA